Molecule: messenger RNA, 1560 nt
Organism: Canariomyces notabilis
Lineage: Eukaryota; Fungi; Ascomycota; Sordariomycetes; Sordariales; Chaetomiaceae
Exons: 2
Coding region: 1-1560 (519 amino acids)
Source: RefSeq, a predicted model, not a curated record
AUGCCCUCAGAAGGGGUUGAUAGCCCCACGGGCAUCCUCGCCUGGUUUCCCCAGGGCCGCCAGGACUUGCCUGGAUGGCGGUUCGACGUCAUCACGCUUCUGGCCGUCAUCGGCGAGUCGAGCGUGGCCGAGCACGCCCAGACGCUAACGGCAUCGUCGCUGUGCCUGCUGCCGCGCAUCAUUCCGGCCCCGCAGGCGCUGCUGCGCGCCAACCGCCCGCCACGCCUGCCCGAGGUGACGGCCAAGAUGACGGGCGUCUACGGCGGCACCAACCUCGACACGGUCGGUUUCUUCGCCAACAUCAUGCACCCCCUGAGCGACCUGAAGGCCUUCUCCUUUCAGGUGCUCGAGAUCAAGCAUGCAGCCUCCGUCCGCCCCAUCGGAGCGCGUGCAGGUAGUACAUCGCAUCAGACACGCAAGGGGUUGCGGAGCUGGGUUGCAUGGGGCAGGAAAAAAGUGACGACGUCGUUCGGGAGUGAUGCUAAUGGGACGAAUGCGGCUGUUGAACUUGCGGAUGUGGGUGCCAAGGGCAGGGCUACCGGAGCGCAGCAAUCGGUUCACUUCGCCGAGGAGGACCCUGAGCGGGUGAUUCCUGGCCUAGGUCCCCCCAGGCGGACGGGCACCGCCAGGUCAAAGUUCACAGACGUUGUGACCAAUCCGACCAUGGUCAACAAGGAGGAGAGCUAUUCCGUCCCGCCGUCCUACUAUUCGCCUGUCCACAUGAUCAGCGUCUUCUCGUUCCUCUUGACCGUCGGCGUCCUGGUAGCUGCCGGCUUGUGGCGGGACGGCACCGCCGUCUUGGCCAUCUGUCUCAUCAGCCUCGCCGGCAGCGUCAUCUGCUACGCCUCACUGUGGCAGCCUGUCCUUAUGCAACGACGGACAAGCAGCCAGGUGCCCCCGGGGGACGUGGUGAUCCGCACACGCGCGGGCGCGUUCUUGCUCAUUCGAUGCACCGAGGAGGUGGCUAGGGAACUCUACUCGGGCACGGAAGAAUGCGAGUACGUCAGCAAAACAUACCACCGCGCCUUCAUGGGCUUGGGCAUGGUUCUUCUCAUGGUGUCGGUGGUGCUGUUGGGAAACUGCACGUGGGAGUCGCAAGUCUUGGUGGGAUCUUCGUACAUUAUUCUCAACGGGCUGUACUGGCUCAUGGGUCUACUUCCGCCGCGGUACUUCUGGGAUCUGAGCCGCUACGACGUCAGGGACGUCACGCCCGGGGAUGCAAAAAAUGCCGAGAUGAGUGAAAAGGACGACCCCCACGAGGGUACGGCCUCGUUCACGCGCACGCUGUGGUAUGCUAUCCGGGAGACCAAGCACGUCGCUUGGGCCGAAAGGAGCGGCGCUCUCCCGGGCACCGAGCAAUGGAAGAAGUGGUUAAGGGAAGCAAGAGACGCAGCAUGGAACAAUAACCGGAAAUGGGAGGCAGUCAAGAGGAAGAACGAAAUCAUGAAGGAGGACCUCGAUGCCCCGUCCCCGGUUGAAGUUGAUCAAGCCGCUCAGCAGGUGCCGCUACUCCAGGUGCAGCCGCCACCUCGCGGAGAUGGUCAGGGGACGGGCAUCUGA